GAAUAAUCUGGGCUGGGUGCGGGUGCUGCUGCUGCUGAGACGCGCUCGCGCGUAUAGUCGCUUUAUUUAACGGAAUAGCGUAUUUAUCGUGUUUUUAAAAACAUGUCAAAUGUUAGCGUGCGUGCUUCUGAGAAGGAACUACAAGUUUAAUGUUGUGGCAGAGAGAGAGAUUGUGUCCGAGGGAUUGUGCACACUGUUUAGGGGGCUUUAUGGUUGUGUGCGUGUGAUUGAAAUUGCGCCUUUCAGCGUCUUUUUUGAAUACGUGUUGUAGCCUAUGCGCGCGUGAAGAAGGGAGUUUAAUGUGGCAGCGAUAGUGCAGUGGUUAAGUGCACACUGUUCAGUGGAUUUAUGUUUAGUGUGUGAGUGUUCGUUAUGUUGUUGGAAUUACGCCUAUUAGCGUCUUUUUGGAGGAUGUAUUGUACAGAAGGGGCUACUUUCAUGUUGUGGCAGAUAAAGUGCACUCUGUUUUGGGGUGCAUGCCAUAUGCUCGCGUAAUGAUGGGACUAUUUAAUGCUGUAGCAGGUAUAAACCAUCCAGGGGUUUUAGAGAACACUGUUUUGGGGGGUUUGGGUGCGUGCUUUGUGGUUAGAAUUUAAAACGUGCUUAUGCUUGCGUGCUUUUAAGGAAAGUGUCUACUUUCAUGUUGAGGCAGAUAUAAAAAGAGAGCAUGGGGUUGGGUGCUCUCUGGUGGGGUGUUUCUAAUGUUUUGCCAGAAGAAACCAAUGCCGGAAUGGUUGGUUGAGUUGCUGUCAGAUCCAGAUCCAGUGAAUCGCACCCUUGACUGGCCGGCAGGCUGGCAGAGUGCGUGUGCAUGUGUGGAGCCCAUAUGCCCAUGUGUGGGGCAUGAGUUUUGGGGCACUGCGUGCGUGCUCGCUCGCGUGCUUGCUUUUGGUAGCUAGCGCGCUCGUCGCUCGAUUGCUUGCUUGCAACUUACUUAGCAUUAGCGCGUGCGAGCAAGCGAGUGAGCUCCAGCUGUGUGUGCUAGACGUGCUUAAGUGUUUGUGUGUGUGUGUUUUCUUGAUGGGGGACAAAAACAAGAAUAACAAUAAAAACAAACAAAAAAACCCAAAUUAGGGUGCUGCUAGAGGUUUAAGCAAUAUAACACUGUUUUAAAUGUAUCGUGAGACCACGACACCGUCUGCCUGCUUUCAUGAGCAUUUGGCUGUAGUCGUGCAUUGCAGAGUCCUGUUGAAUUGGAUGAAGUGCAGGAAAGUUUGGAUUUGGAAAAAGAUCACUAUACUAAAAAAUGAGAGCUUGGGGUGGUGAUAUACUUAAGGUAUAUAUGGACAUAUAUUUACCUUGUCUCUGUCUUCAGUACCUUUAGUUAUGGGAUAAAUAUAGUUAUAGUAUACAGGUGUUUUAACUACUCUAAAGGGACACAGUUGCACCUGGGGGAACAAGUUGUUCCUUUCUAAAAGGUACAUUGUACUUUUCGUGCUUUCUGUUGAACAAAAAUAAACAAGAAGCUACUUGUACAGUACUUUCUUGUAUUUUCUGACAGUGUAAGAUAUAAAGUUAAAAAGCGUCUAACUUUGUAAAAUAAAUCAUUUUAGCGUUAAGGUCUUUUUUUAGGAUUAUUAAUAUUGUGAUUUUAAUCCGUGUUUAUGAUUCUGUGGGCUUGUUUUUGUACGUGCUGUGUACGUGCUGCACUUUUUUCCACGUCUAACUUACUUGGCGUAGGGAUCUUGUUUUCUUUGGGGUGCAUCUGUUUUACAUUAGCUAUCCGCGGAUGAUUCGCGGGUGAAGCGCUGCUGCCGCUGCUAGGAGGAGGAGGAGGCAGCGGCAGCGCUGGCUGAGGUUGGCCGGACUCAGAGCGCUCCUCCCCGGCUGCGCGUCGAGCUAAAACAGCCCCCUCCUUCACUUAGUAGCCUGGUUCAAGUUCAGGUUGCUGAGCUAAAAUUAGACAAUUACAGCAGAAAGAACCACGAAGAACAUUUUUAAACGUUGGUUUCAAUCUGUCUACAUGCUGUUUAAUCUGUAAAAUCAGUAGUUGUAGUUGUCAGAUUAUUUUUUUUUUAACUAGCUAGUUAACAAGUUACUCAUCCAGACGUAAGCCUAUAGCUAUACACAUUUCUCAUUUAUUCGUGAAAAAGUUUGACUGAAAUCAAGUAAAAAGUAGUUAAAUAGAAGAAAGACGUAAAUAAGUAAAAAAAAAGAUGUGCAGAUGUGUGGUAUAUCUGGUUAACAGGCAUAUCACUAUUUAAUAUUUUUGUUUGAUGUUUUGUGCGUUGUUUUAGAGAGACAGUUACAAUAGCUUGCCAAAAGUAUAGGCUAGCACAGCAACUACCGAACAACCCCACAGCAGCCACUUGGCAACACCUCGGCAACCAGUGGGAACAACAUUAGCUGUUUCCUAGUUUUCUAACUUAUAUAUACUUGCACCGCGUGGCUGAAAGGUGUCUCGAAUGACAGGCUGCUUCACUAGACUUUGGCAUUUAGCGAGGGGGUCAAAAAAGUGUAGGACAGGGAUGGGUGGGUGUGUGUACGGGGUGCGUGUGCUAUUCCUGGACGGUGCAAAAACUUACUUGCGUGUGUAUACAAGUGUGUGUGAGAGUUGGGUUACAGACAGUUCAUUAAACAUGAUCAUUAAUAGCUGGAUACUGGAUAUUCGUCUAUACUAUAGCUUACAUAGUAGAGAUAAGAAAUAUAGAGAGCAAACUUUUAUCUCGUUCUAUAAGAUAAGGGAAUGUCAAUUUGGCAGGAAGGAUAUUGCAUCAUGUUAUUUAAAGACAAUUGCAUAGUAAACAUGACAUUGUGAUAAUUUUGACAAAUGCAUCAGUAACAGCAGAUUCUUCAAAACUGCUGUUAAAACACUUUCCUAAACUUUUAUAUACUGCACUUACAUUUAGUUAUACAGGACUAACUACACUGUAGGUGUAGCUUAAAGUAUUUGUGUGACAAGCAGACAUUUAGUCUGAUUAUAUUACAGUUAUAUAAUUUUUUUGUCAUUGAAUGUGUUGUCUAAAUAAAUAAUUCUAAUAAUUGAUACAUUGAUAAGUAAAUCGUAAAGUUUGAGAUGUGCAGAUGUUUUAUUGUCUUAUUUUAUUCUAAUAAGUGAUCUGUUGCUCAGAUACAUUUGCAGAUAGAGCUCAGUGUUAACUGAAUGGAGCGCUGUGUGAGUUUUAUCAGAUGUUUAGGGACAUCUUGUGGUGGACGUGGAAGUAGUAAAGGUAUAAAAUGGCAAAAAAUAAGUGGACAAAGUUACUUUCUGGUUCAGUGACAGGAUUGUGCAGUGCAGCCAUGCAGUUGUGUGUAUUUGUAUUAGGGCUGCACAAUAUUGGGAGGAAAAAAAUACAUUUUUAAUAAUAAUGCACUGUGUGUAUUUAAGAUAGGAGUAAAAUGAAUACUGGGCUGACAUUAUGUGCUUUUGGAAGAUAUGUAAUGUAAAAAAGCACUUUCAACAAAUACAUUUUUCCAAGUGUUGAGUGUUUGUUGGUGUGUCUGCUGGGAUGUUAAAAAUGUGGUGUUAACAAAAUAUUUAUAAAUGUUUUUGUUUUGCAACAUUUGCAACUUUUUCUUUGAAAAUUGUUCCAAAAUACAUUUACCCCUAUGUUAUUUUAUAAUUUAUUCAAUUUGGAACAUUUAGUAUAAAAAACAGUAAAAAAUAAUAAUUGAAAUAGAUUUGCCUUAAGUGACAAUUGUGCAUGCCUAAAUCAGGAUAACUAUGCUGAAUUGAUAUAUUGUGCAGCCCUCAUGCAUGUUGAUAUAGGUGUUUAGAAAUGUGUAUAUGAUUCUAUAUGUAUAGAAAAUAAAUGUGGUACCCUGAAAGUUUUUUUCAAAGUUCUUGCUUGAGGAAUUUCUGGUCAUAAGUCUGGCUGAUUUCAUUCUGAAAGUGUAAACACACACACACACAUUCUGGCACAGAAUGUAGGUUAGUGAGAGAGGACACUGACGGUGUGACUUCACUCUGAAAGGGAAUCUGGCUGCGAGCGAAUACGAAAUGUUCAACAUGUGAGAAAUGUUUACGGCUCAGUUUAUUCGCACCCGCUCCCGGACUCAAUCUGCCAAAGUGCUGAAUGCAGUGCUGAUGAGCGGACGGGACAGUGCUGAGGUGAUGACCUGGCAACCACACAGAUCUUGACAAAAUGUCGUGUGCAGCAGACAGCUGCAUCCAGUUCACGCGCCACGCCAGCGAUGUCCUGCUUAACCUGAACCGGCUGCGCAGCCGAGACAUCCUCACAGACGUCACCAUCCUGGUCAACAGACAGCAAUUCCGCGCUCACAAAACAGUCCUGAUGGCCUGCAGUGGGCUCUUCUACACGAUAUUCACUGAUUCGCUAAAAUGCAACCUGAACGCGAUCAGUCUGGACCCGAAGGUCGACCCCGAGGGUUUCGCCAUCCUGCUGGAGUUCAUGUACACGUCUCGUCUGACACUAAAGGAGAGUCUGAUUAUGGCUGUGAUGAACACAGCUAUCUACCUGCAGAUGGACCACGUCGUCGACACCUGCCACAGAUUUAUUAAGUCCAGUGACUCCUCUAUCAAACUCCCCCGAGAGGACUUCCUGGUCAGCCCCCUGCUCUUAUCCCAGGACGUUCACGGGUACAGACCUCACGAGGUGGUGGAGAACAUGCCAGGGCGAGCAGGAGGACCCUUCAGAGAAGGGCGGCCAUACGGAGCGGGCAUAUUCAAUGGGGUUAAUGCCCCCAGCAGCCCGUACCACCUGUACAGCCAGUUCCCCAUGCAGGGGUUCCACUUCCCACUCUGCAAACUGGCAGAUACCAAGAACACUUUCCCUGACUUCUCCAAAGGAGCACCCAUUCAGCACAAACACUGCCCCCCUGCCGACGGUGCCAGCAGCGCCAUGCUGACAGACUAUGGGCGCAGUACCGCCUCUAGCAUGUGCCACGCCGGCCCCUACUCCUCUGCCCGGGAGCUGGGCAGGAACGAGGAGAUGAAGCGGGAGAGCCUGGAGGGGCUGGUACAGUCCAUUGGCAUGAGCUCCAGAAAGCACGGCAUGGCUGGCAUGGUCGGGCUUGCAGGGCUGGCACAGGAGCAGCAGAGGGAGCCGGGUAAAGAGCAGGGCCCUCUGGCCGAAGACGACCUGACCCACCAACACUACUCCAUUGGCAUGCCCUCCAGCGGGCGCAAGACCCUGAUGAGCAGCCCUCAGAGCCCCCUGAAGUCCGACUGCCAGCCCAACUCGCCGACCGAGUCCAGCAGCAGUAAGAAUGCAGCCCUGUCGCAGGCCUCACAGCCACCCGCUCUGCCAGGUACGCAGGACCCCAAGGCCCGCAACUGGAAAAAGUACAAAUUUAUCUUCCUCAAUCAGACCACCAAGGAGGAGGAGAGCGGACCGCACGACCCGGAGAUGCGCUCGCCCCAGCGGCUAGGACUGCCCGCCUUUCACCCAACCUCCGAAACCGACCACCAAGAACCGCAGGGCACCAGCGCCAAGCUGAGCGACCACAGCGACGACUUCACUGUGCCCCAGGCCAGCCGCCUCAACAACAUCAUCAACAGAACUCUUGAGGGGUCUCAGCGGAACAGCGAUGGACACUCGUCUCUCUAUAUGAGCCAUUUAAAGUGCAGUUCCUGUGGCUCUCAGUCGCCGCAGCACUCGGACGUCUGCCCCAACACCCCCGGCUCACGUCUGACAGAGGAGCUGUCUGAGCUGCACUCCGAGUACUCCGACUCCAGCUGCGAAAACGGUACGUACUUCUGUAACGAAUGCGACUCCAAAUUCGCUGAAGAGGAGGUUCUAAAACGCCACAUGCUUCAGGUCCACAGCGACAAACCAUACAAAUGUGACCGGUGCCAAGCAGCAUUUCGCUAUAAAGGAAACCUGGCCAGCCAUAAAACAGUUCACACAGGAGAAAAGCCGUACCGCUGCAACAUCUGCGGUGCCCAGUUCAACCGACCAGCCAACCUCAAGACCCACACACGCAUCCACUCUGGAGAAAAGCCAUACAAGUGCGAGACGUGCGGUGCCCGCUUCGUUCAGGUCGCUCACCUGCGCGCCCACGUUCUGAUCCACACCGGAGAGAAGCCAUACCCCUGCGAAAUCUGCGGCACUCGCUUCCGACACCUGCAGACGCUCAAGAGCCACCUGCGCAUACACACAGGAGAGAAGCCCUAUCAUUGUGAGAAAUGCAACCUGCACUUUCGACACAAGUCUCAGCUGCGGCUGCACCUGCGGCAGAAGCACGGCGCCAUCACCAACACCAAGAUCCAAUACCGCAUGUCCACCACAGCCCUGCCCACCGACCUGACCAAGGCUUGCUGAACAAAUGCAUGGGCCUGCCCCGACCACGCCGUUCUCUGAGCCUGACGCGUACAAUCAUCCGAAAUUGUAGUGCCACACUGUGUUGAUCAGAAAAGAAGAGACUAAAAAAAAACUAUAAGGCAUCUGAUGCCGAUCUACGGGUUUCCUCUACAUGUGAACAUAGAACCACAAUCGGUCUCUUGUCACUUUAUUAUUGUUUAUAUUUGCGUAUAAAUAUGAAUAUACAGUAACAUUGAGUGUUUUUAAGCUUCGAGUUACAGAGAAGAAAAAAGCUUUAUUUUGUUGAGAAAAAAAAAAAACGGAGGACGGAAUGUAAAACAUUUACAAAUCCAGUUUUUGAGAAUACAGUAUUUUAUAUCAAAGAAAAAGUUACUUUUCUGAAAGUAUUGGGGAAUUUUAAUUGAAGGCUGGUAUAUUUUGAGGAAACGGUAUUCUUUGGCAGUGUAAAGAACUGAAUUGUGUUCAUAGAAUUUGUUUUGUUUUUUAUACAUGUACCACAUAUAGUAUGCCACACUAUAGAAUUAUUAUAAUGGCCCCAGUCGUGGAAGGCAAUCCUGGCUGUGACUGUACCCCAGUUUACAUGCUCAUGUGAGGCUUAUAUGGGUUCCAGGUGGGCAUGGGCCCCAAUUAAGCUAGUUGGGUUUUUCCAAAUGGGCUCCAUCACUACAGCCCACAUUAAUCUCACACAUGUAGGUCCCUGUUUAGGCUCCCUUUGCAGUGUUCAACCCAAAUGGGGCCCAUCCGUGAGUAAACUGUCAGUAAUCCAGUCAACGCGUUUUUAUUAAUUCCAAUUACUUCAGAUAGUUUGAGUUUGUCAGUAAUCCCAUCAACGCAUUUACAUGAACUUGGUGAUCAGAUAAUGGGAAAACUCAGAGUUUACAUGAGUCAGACAAUAAUGAGAGUAUUUCUUUGCAACACAGUCUGAUUACUGCAAAAUAUUGAAGUUUGUCAAUAAUCUUAAUCAAUGCAUUUACAUAGCCUCAGGUAAUCAGAUGAUAAAUGGGAAAACUAUAAUCAGUCAAACAAUAAUCCGAUUUUUGCUUUGCAAUUAAAACUUUAUAAUCUGAUUACUGCAGAACAUCAGAGUUUGUCAGUAAUGCGAUCAAAAUGUUUGCAUGAACCUUCUAACUUAAUUACUGCAAAACACUGGAUUUUGUGAUUCAUUUAAUCAACACGUUUACAAGCACUUUUUAAAUCCAAUUAUUGAUAAAUAUUUUUGAGUUUGUCAGUAAUUAGAUCAAUGUGUUUACAUGCACUUAAUAAUCCAGUGACUGCAGAUAACACACAUCAAGCCACAGUUUGAUCCUAUAUUAGCUAGAAGAUGAAAAUUGUUUAACAUCACCAGUUUCAGCAUUGCUCCAAAAGUGUUAGGACAUAAUGUAUGUUAGGGCAUACAUUUCUGAGCUAAAACACAGCUCUCUUUAUCAGAUUCUUACUCUGAUCUAAGAAAACAGGGUAGGCUGUUUACAUGAUUUGGCCACUUGAAUUAUCAGAUAACUGCAGUAAUCCCAUUAUUAAUCUGAUUAUUUAUCUGAUUUUUUAUCUGGAUUUUGGAGUAAAUGUAAACGCACUGACUGAUCUCUGGGUUAAAUGUUGGGUCCCAGUUUUGGGCUGCCUGUACAGCCCUCACAGGAGCAUGUUAUCUGGGGUAAUGUUUUAAUAUAUGAAUUGGUUUUAUUAUUAUUAUUUGUAUAUGAGAAUGACGGCUGCUCUCUCUCAAUGUAAAUCAUGCAUGAGGAGGUCGCUACUGGUAAACAUUCAUUACGCAGGCUGAUGCAUAAACAUUGUGACAUAAUGCAUAAUUAUAUCCCCGAGAUUGCUCUCUGCUGGCAGAACCAAUCUUUUUUAAUUAAAUAUUAAAAUAU
Astyanax mexicanus (Mexican tetra) is the source of this 8089-nucleotide messenger RNA. It is a transcript of the gene bcl6aa, whose product is annotated as BCL6A transcription repressor a. Gene Ontology annotation, biological process: regulation of transcription by RNA polymerase II. Lineage: Eukaryota; Metazoa; Chordata; Actinopteri; Characiformes; Acestrorhamphidae. The record is from RefSeq and is a predicted model, not a curated record. Gene Ontology annotation, molecular function: DNA-binding transcription factor activity, RNA polymerase II-specific; RNA polymerase II cis-regulatory region sequence-specific DNA binding; protein binding. The transcript has 9 exons. Gene Ontology annotation, cellular component: nucleus. Bases 4086 to 6224 code for a protein of 712 amino acids.